AUGUCGGACCAAAAGGAUGUCAACAAGGAGGUUACCAGGCUGUGGCGAGCCUGGCGGACGGCCCACGAGAUGGCUGCGGAUCGUGGUUAUGAACUUGCUGAGGAUGAACUCAAAAUCUCGCUCGACCGCUUCAAGAUGGAAUACACCGCCGCCGAUGGUAGCGUAAACCGUGGGAAGCUCCAGUUCUCCGCGAACCCCUCCGCCGACAUGAUUCGCAAAUAUACCCCCCCUCCGACAUCCCAAAACCCGAACCCGACACCCGACUGCGGCACCCUCUGGGUCGAAUUUCUCGCCGACACGACUUUUGGCAUCAAGGAGAUCAAGAAGUUCAUCCACCACCUCAUCAGCAACAAGUACUCGUCCGGCAUCAUGGUCACCCACGUGCCCCUCUCCCCCGCCGCCCGCAAGAUGCUCAUCACCAUCGAGUCCUUCGCCAAGGUCGAGUGCUUCCUCGAGGAGGACCUUCUCGUCAACAUCACCCAGCACGAGCUCGUGCCGAAGCAUAUCCUGCUCAGCCGCGAGGAGAAGGUCGCCCUGCUCAAGCGCUACCGUCUCAAGGAGACCCAGUUGCCGCGUAUCCUGCAAAAAGACCCCGUCGCCAAGUACCUCGGUCUUAAGCGCGGGCAGGUUGUCAAGAUUAUCCGAACCUCUGAGACGGCUGGCCGCUACGCCAGUUACAGAUUGUGCGUAUAA
This is a messenger RNA of Colletotrichum higginsianum IMI 349063, 693 nucleotides long. RefSeq names its product RNA polymerase Rpb5 domain-containing protein. NCBI's taxonomy places the organism in Eukaryota, Fungi, Ascomycota, Sordariomycetes, Glomerellales, Glomerellaceae. Gene Ontology annotation, cellular component: RNA polymerase I complex; RNA polymerase II, core complex; RNA polymerase III complex. The transcript has 3 exons. Gene Ontology annotation, biological process: DNA-templated transcription. The coding region runs from base 1 to 693 and encodes 230 amino acids. The record is from RefSeq and is a predicted model, not a curated record. Gene Ontology annotation, molecular function: DNA-directed RNA polymerase activity; DNA binding.